Molecule: messenger RNA, 2087 nt
Organism: Linum trigynum
Lineage: Eukaryota; Viridiplantae; Streptophyta; Magnoliopsida; Malpighiales; Linaceae
Source: the annotation of a GenBank genome assembly
GGUACAAAUCUAGAGAGUGCAAUAGGAGAGUCGUCAAUGGCGAAAUCCAUUGGUUCACGCUGUAAGCAGCUAUCGACGGCAGCAUAUGCUUACGUGCCUGAGUCGAAGGCUGGAAGUGAGUUUUUCAGAAGCGCCACCCAGAUCGCCAAGCUGCAUGUUUUAGUACAGUUGUGCGCUAAGAGGAAAGAACCCAUCAGAGGGAAGGCAUGCCAUGGACGGAUUCUUCAGUUGGGUUACGGGUCAGAUACUUUAACAUCGAACAUGCUGAUAAACAUGUACUCGAAAUGUGGAUCAGAGGUCUCCGCUCGCAAGGUGUUCGACAGAAUGACUGAGAGAACCUUGGUCUCGUAUAACACCAUCAUCAGCGCUUAUGCACAAAAGGGGGACGAGGAGAAUGCUCUGUUCCUCUUCGUACAAAUGCGAAGAGAAGGGAACAACCCUUUAACUGAAUUCACGGUCUCCAGCGUCCUUUGUGCCUGUGCAUCCAAAUGCGACGUCCUCACAUCGAAACAGCUGCAUUGUUUCUCUAUCAAGAACUCCAUGGAUGAAAACGUCUUUGUUGGCACUGCAUUGCUUGACGUUUACUCCAAAAGUGGCUUCGUUCAUGACGCGAGUCGUGUUUUCGAGGGGAUGCCCGAGAAAAGUGACGUCACGUGGAGUUCAAUGGCUGCAGGGUUGGUCCAAAACAAGCUCUACGAGGAGGCUUUGGUGCUAUACACCAGAGCCAGAGCAACAACAGGACUGGAAACUGACAACAAGUUCACGAUAUCUUCCAUUAUCAGCGCCUGUGCAGGCUUGGCAGCUUUUAUAGAAGGAAGACAGGUGCAUUCCGUAGUUUGCAAAACCGGGUUUGAAUCGAACAACUUCAUCGCCUCUUCUCUGGUAGACAUGUACGCCAAAUGUGGGGCUAUUAAGGACGCAUUCCGAUUGUUUCAGAACAUCCAAGACAAGAACUUGGUUCUCUGGAACGUGAUGAUCUCCGCAUUGGCCAAACACUCUCGGUCCCUGGAGGUGAUGGUUCUGUUCGAGAAGAUGCAGCAGGCCGGUCUCGAACCGGAUGAAGUCACGUACAUUUCGGUCUUGUCAGCGUGUGGUCAUAUGGGUUUAGUUAAAGAGGGUAGAACGUAUUUCUACCUUAUGACAGAACUCCACCAUCUGUCUCCCAAUGUGCUCCACUAUUCCUGCAUGGUGGAUGUGCUGAGCAGGGCAGGUUUAGUCCGCGAAGCAUACGAGCUGAUGAAGGACAUGCCAUUCGACCCCACUGCUCCGAUGUGGGGAUCGCUUCUGGGAUCUUGCAGGGUCCACGGUAACGUGGAAUUAGCAGAGGUUGCAGCAGGAAACUUGUUCGAGAUAGAACCUGGGAAUGCAGCAAACUACGUGAUGCUGUCAAACACAUAUGCUGCAGGGAGACAGUGGGAAGGUGUUGCGAGCACGAGGAAACUUCUGAAAGAGAAUGAUGGGGUGAUGAAGAAGGAGAGAGGUAAGAGUUGGGUUGAGAUCAAGGACAAGGUGCAUACUUUUAUGGCAGGAGAGAGAAAGCAUCCUCGAAUCAUGGAGAUUUUGCUGGAACUGGAUAGGUUGAUGGAAGAGACGAAGAAACGAGGUGGUUAUAAACCUGAUGCUGGGUAUGAACUCCAUGAUGUGGAGCAGGGGAAGAAGCUGGAACUGUUGAAACACCACAGCGAGAAGCUCGCUGUUUGUUUCGGGCUCAUGAGCUUGCCUGAGGGAAUACCUAUCAGGAUCAUGAAGAAUCUCAGGAUUUGUGGAGAUUGUCAUUCAUUUAUGAAGUCUGUGUCUAGUGUUGAGGGUAGGGAAAUUAUUGUUAGGGAUACUAACAGGUUCCAUCAUUUCUGGAAUGGACAUUGUUCUUGCAAUGACUUUUGGUAAACCAGUAUUUGAGAUACAUGGGGUUUUACAAUUUGUUGGGAAACUGAUCUAGCGUGCACACCAAGUAAAAGAGAUAACAUAGAACUCAGGCAAAAAGAGAGAUAAGUCUCAUGAAGGAAAAUACAUUGAUGUCCCAACUGAUCAAGCAGACACAGAAGUUGUAGUGAUUUCAUAUCAGAAACUAAAAGUCAUACGAAUGU